Molecule: messenger RNA, 1727 nt
Organism: Drosophila serrata
Lineage: Eukaryota; Metazoa; Arthropoda; Insecta; Diptera; Drosophilidae
Product: angiopoietin-related protein 7
Source: RefSeq, a predicted model, not a curated record
AAUCUUCUAAACUGUUUGAGUAGCAUUACUGAUGCACUUUUCAUUCGAUAGUUUGGAAAUGCAGCGUAAAUAUAUUCGAUAAUAGUUUUCUUAGAACACUAAAUUGUCAAUCAAAAAGAGAAAUAUCGAAAGAAUUGUUUCACCCGGAAUCGUAGCAUAUUAAAAUUAAAUAUGAAAAUAUCAAGUGCAAAUAUCCCGGAGGAACAAAGUGGAUCUUCGCUUGGGUCUUUUACUGACACUAAUUCUAUCAGCGGCGACUCUGACCUAGACGCUGUUUGUGCAGUAGGCGAUCAAAAUGAGGUGAUUGAAGAACUGAAAACCACAAUCAAAAGAAAUCUGAGUCAAAUUUCGGACCUCGGGGCCAAGUUAAAACUGAAUGAAAUACAUUUAGCAUAUCAGAAGGACAAAGUCAAGGACAAGGACGAGUUAAUUAGAGUACUUCAAGACUCGAUUGAACUGAUAAAAAAAACAAAUAAAAUAGCAAUCAAUCAAGUGCAGAAGUCCGAAACGGGAUUCGGCACUGCCAGUAAUGAUAAUAAUUUUCAAAAACAAAAAGAUUCUCUCGAAUCUAUCACUUUAAAAGAUGAUGUCAAUAAUUUGGCAGCUCAGCUGAAAGAAUGGAAAUGCCAAGCCAAAAAUUCGGAUGAAUCACAUGGAAAAGACGAUCAUUUAGAGAAAUUACAAGCACAAUUUGACAAGUGCAAAAAACAAAAUUCUGAAUUAAUGGUAGAACUUGACGAAUUAAAAGCUAAAAUCAUUGAAUACCAAAAGACUGAAGAUGGUCUAAGAAAACAAGUUUCUGAACUUGAAGAUAAUUUUCUUAGCGUCUCUGCUAAACUUAAAGAAAGCUGUGAAAAACUGUCUGAAAAUACUUUAGACAUUUUUAGCUCUUCAAACAAGAAAGCAAUUAUACCGCUUAAUUAUACUAGAAAUCCAAAAAUACGUGUAAUUGAACGAGAUGGCAUGCAGCCUUUCAUGGCGGUGAUUGAGGAUAUCCCUUCGGCUGGGUCCGGUUGGAUGGUUAUUCAAUGCCGUAUCGAUGAAGACCAGAUGACGUUUGGUGUAGAAAAAGAGGCUAAGUAUCGCGAUGGCUUUGGGGAUAUAAAUAAAAGCUUUUGGCUAGGCACUGACAUAAUACACAAAUUAACAACAAGCCAAUGUCAUGAGCUAUAUAUUCAACUUGUUGACUUUGAUAACGUAUCUGCAUAUGCUCGGUAUGAUCACUUUGAAGUUGGAAGUAGAGAGGAAAAAUACAUGAUCAAGUCUCUUGGUUCAUAUUCGGGAAACGCUGGUGAUGCUUUCAGAAGUCUUCAGAACGCUCCACUUAAAUUAGUGCCUAUAAAUAAAUCAUUGUAUUUCUGGUGGUUAAACGCUCAGACUAAUUGCAAUUUGAAUGGCACUUAUAAAAAUGCGACCCGAUUCGGAUUUUAUUGGGGUAGUUGGUCUCUAGAUAAAAGAGGAUGUAUUCUAAAGUCCUGUCGAAUGUUAAUAAGACCAAAACCCAAGUAAUCCAAAUAUUUGACAUAAUUCAAACAAUUAUUCGGGGUAAUUAUGCUAAAGCAUUUUAAAUGCUCUAAGUUAAACGUAACGUUCUGUCAAAUUGUUGGGCCACUGGCGAUGUGACCUGCCUCAAAUGAAUGAUUGAGUCUAUGAUAAAUAAGAUUUAAAAACAUGCAGUAAUGCAAAAACCCCUUCAAUAAAGAAGCAAUAAACAUCUUUAAUUUGUA